This is a messenger RNA of Neoarius graeffei (lesser salmon catfish), 5368 nucleotides long. RefSeq names its product ubinuclein 2b (gene ubn2b). Bases 403 to 3852 code for a protein of 1149 amino acids. The transcript is spliced from 15 exons. Gene Ontology annotation, cellular component: nucleus. Lineage: Eukaryota; Metazoa; Chordata; Actinopteri; Siluriformes; Ariidae. The record is from RefSeq and is a predicted model, not a curated record.
UUGCGCGUGCCCAGUGACCCUGAGGAGUGAAAAUCCAUUUAGUGAUAUUUUAAAAUGGCUCCGACCACAAAUACUUCAGCUUCAGAGCCUUAGCUACAUCCACAGCUCUCAGUUCUGAGAAACAGGAAGAAAGAAAGAAAGAAAGGGAGAGAGACGCUGGAGAAAGAAGAAGAAGAAAGAAGAAGACGCUGAAAUAAUUCUUUAGUCGGCUGGAGUUUGUUUUUCGAACUAGCUUGUUAGCUAGGCUAAGCUACAUGUUUACUUAGCCGGCUAGUUCGCAGCGUUAGCUUAGUUUAAUUAUUAUUAUUUUUUUGCUAAAUGCUAGCUCGCUCGUACGGCUAAGUUACUUUAGCUAGCGUAAAGCUAGUCUUCUCAGCAAGUUUUUGUCUUGUCUUUCCUCAAAUGGCCGAUCCGAGGAAAGUGCCCUUCGUGACUCUGGCUUCCUACAGCACCUCGACGCCGGUGCCGGAGUCCAAGAAGCGGCGGAGGGAGGAAGAGGGUGAAGGCGGUCUCCAGCCCCACGGGAGGGACGGAGGAGGGCUGUUCAGUAACGGGAAGAGCUCCGGGGCUGACGGCGCCGCCGAGUCCAAACCCACCAUCAGGCUCAAACUGUCCCUGUCCGAACCCAGUGAGAAAGGGUCCACUGAGUUCAGCUACACCGAGCUGAUCCAACAGCAGAUGAGGAAAGUUCCUGAAGGACUCACGCCGGCUCUGGACCCAAACGACCCGCUGGCUGAUCAGGACCGAGAGAGACGAGAGGUCGAAGCUCUGGCCAGGAAGUUUGAGAGUAAAUAUGGCGGCACUGGGAAGAAGAAAAAGAAGGAUCGGAUGCAGGAUCUCAUCGACAUCGGAUACGGCUAUGACGAGACAGAUCCGUUCAUCGACAACUCCGAAGCUUAUGAUGAGCUGGUCCCUGCCUCCCUCACCACCAAACUGGGAGGCUUCUACAUCAACACGGGCACUCUGCAGUUCAGACCUGCGUCUGAGAGCGAGGACGAUGAUGGGAGCAAGGACGGAAACCACUUCAAGAAGCUAAAAGAUGGAGAGGAGCGAGUGAUCAAGAGAAGAAAGAAAAAAGACGGCACUUUAGAGGAGAAGAAACCCAGAAAGAAUCGCGUGUCGAAGCAGGGCGUUUCGGCUCUGAACCGGCCUGAGAAAAAGAAGAGGAAGAAGCUGAUGAAGGACUCCCUCUCACUGGCAGCCAUGAUCCGCCGCUUCACACGUGAGAAAGAGGAGAUGCGGAAAAAGAACCCCAGUGCUGCUGCUGCCGCCACCGCCGGCACCACUACAGGACUCAAACCCCCGAACCCCAACCGCACCGUUGUCAACUCGAACUCUGUCACCCCUGGCAACGACCUCGCUGACCUCACCAACGACCCAGCCGUCAUUCCGCUGCUGGGUUCGGCUAACGAUGACAUGCUGCAGGACCUGAUGGAAGAGCUGGAUUUCUCGCUGCUGGAUCCUUCGGAGCUGUCGAGCCUCGAGGGUCAGGGUGAGAACGGCAACGGCGCCAUCCAGAGAGCAGGGGGAGGAGCUUCAGUGGGACGUGUCCAGAGAACCGGUCUCCUCCCCCCUCCGCCUCUUCCCAUCGGUCUGCCUGCCCCCCUCACCAAGCGCAUCGAGGACCUGCGAGCAGCGUCUCGGCAGUUUGACAUGGAGGGAAGGAAGAAGUUCUUCACGCUGGACAUGAACAACAUCCUGCUGGACAUUGAGCUGCAGGUGCAGGAGCAGCCAGCUGACGUGCGCUUGGCUGUGUACUCUCACCUGGAGGCCUUCGUGCCGUGUAAUAAGGAGGCCCUGCUGAAGCGGCUGAAGAAGCUCAGCCUGAACGUGCAGGACGACAGACUGAGGAACCCGCUGCUCAAACUCAAACUUGCCGUCUGCAGUGCCAUGCCUGAACAGAUCGCCCGCUACAACAUGGACUGCCUGGCCAAAGUGGCAAAGCAGCAGUCAGAGGAGGGCGAGAAGAACGGCUCAGAGGAGGAGGAUGAGGAGAGGCCGGGUAAACGGGUGAUGGGACCCCGCAAGAAGUUUGUGUGGGACGAUAAACUCAGGGCUCUGCUGUGUAAUCUGGUCCGAGCUAAACUGGGCUGUUACGAAGCUGAGGGUCAGAACUCUCCCUCUCCUGAAGACUACCUCAAAGCCUUUAUGGAGACCGAGGUGAAACCCCUCUGGCCCAAAGGCUGGAUGCAGGCUAGGAUGUUGAUUAAAGAGAGCCGCAUGGCCCACGGACACCUCACAGGAAACACAGUGAAGAAGACUCCCAAAGCGAAACCAAAAUCUCAGGAUGGCGUUUGGCUCCAGCAGUCGACCACGCCUGCUGCCACACCCUCUACCCCGGUGCCCCUCCCUCAGCGGCCCCCUUCCCCCUCUGAGCCUAUCUGCCUGUCAGACUCUCUGGAUGAGGAUUUGGGCGGUGCCCCAUCUCUGGACUCUAUUUCACAGGCUCUGGCUCUGCUUAGCAGCGCCGCCAAGGGGUUAAUCCAGUCCAACAGCCCGCCCUCCCCUGAGGCUGCUAAACCAGUCAGUUCAGGCUCCACCCUCGGCCCUGCCUCCUCCAUCAGCUCCUCCACCCCUGUGCUUCCUAAAAAAAGCACCAUCAGUACCACUUCAUCUGCUUCUCUGGCCACCAGUGGCCCUGUUUUCGUCUCCUCUGCUGCCUCCUCUAGCUCUUCUCCCUCUCCAGCUAUCUCUCGGCCUCCGUCUGCAUCGGUCUCUCCCUCCAUCCGGAGCGAAGGAAUGGGAGGAGUGAAGAUUGGUGCGGUUGGCUUGACUCAGGUGCAGAGACACACGUUGACGCCGCUGCAGCGACCCGUCCCUACGACUGCUGCAGGCAACAGCAACAAGACGAGUUCAGCAUCUCCGCCUAAACCGAGGCCGCCGCCUACUGCCUCGCCCCUUAUCCCGCCUCACAAGAGUUUAAGUUCUCCCAUGGCCACAGCCCCAGGCCUCCACAAACCCGGCAAUAAUAGCAGUACUGUUGGACGAAUCGGUGCAGGCAGCACGACGCCGUCGUCUCAGCCUCACUCAACAGCACUGCCCAUAUCUUCCUCUUCGUUUUCUUCAUCUGCUUCCUCUUCCUCUGCUUCCUCGCACCUCAAUGCCAAAACGCAGUCCAAAAUCUCCACCUCCUUGUCUCAGCCUCAGUCUCAGCCCAAACCGCAGCCGCCGCAGCAUCAGCACCAACAGCCGCAGCAGCAGUCAACAUUCGUCACGCCAAUGCAGGCCACGCUCACCAAAUCGCCACACAGCUCCAACUCCCCCAUCCUCAAGCUCACUCCACGGGUGACGCCCGUUAGCUCCGCCUCACCCUCCCUCUCCAGGGCACCUACGUUACCCAGCAUGCAUCAGUUCUCUCCUAAAAGUCCAGGCUUCCAUGCAGGGUUCUCGGGCGUCAGCGCCGGUUAUAACACUCCUGUAGGUCAGCAGAAAACCCCCUCUCAGGUGAACAGCAGCAGCCUCACGAGCACUUCCACUCCGGUCACCAAGCACACCUCUCCUUCAGCUGGCUCGGCCAAUCACGGGCCACGGCAGAGGCCAGCAGGCAUGGCUAAUCAGGGGGCAAAGCCAAUGGUAACAGUUUCCUCAGCGACGGCUCCUCAGCUAGCACAGGUGCCGUCGUCCAGCGCCAGUCUUCUGGGUCCUGGCGCUGCAAACCUUCCGCUGAACUUCGGAAUGCUGGGAGGAAUCACUCCCGUCUCUCUGCCCUUCGCUUUCCCCAGCCUGCUGAACCUGCCCACCGUGACAGGAACUAGCGCUGGAGCUAACACUGCUAACCAAAGCAGCUCAGGAUACAGCCUACAGCCCAAUGUCAAUCAAAGCCAGAGUGGGGAUCUAAAGAGGAAGCUGUGAUGUUACUCGGAUGCUGGACUGUGGUAUCACACUGAAGCAGCGCGUAACGCAUGGACUGCAGGCUUGACCAUUAAGCAAGAACAGCUCUUUUACCUUUUUUUUUUUUUUUUUUUUGGGUUUAUGAUUUAUAAUUUGUUUUUGGCAGUUGAAUAUUUGGAAUAUAAUUAAUUAACAUCCCUGGCCUGGAUGCUUUCUCUCCUUGUUUUGCUAAUGUUUACACACACAGACCUUAAUUGCUGUGGACAGGGUGGGGAAAGCGUUUACGCGCGUGUGUGGACGCAUACACACUCGGAGUGAAAUACGAACUCUGUAGAAUCAGAGAACGGACAGAUGGAUGAACUGAUCCCUCCCUUUCUCAGGUGUAGGUCCAUGUCUCUGGUGCUGUUCCAGGUGGAGUAGUUGUUGUUGCUAUUAUUAUUAUUAUUAUUAUUAUUAUUAUUAAUAAAAAGCCCCCACGGAACAACGACGAGGAGUUUUAUAUCCGGGCGGAACCAGGGGGCGCUGAAAUUUGUAUUGUACUUGAAUUUUCAGAAGUUUGUCUACUUGAGCUGAACCUCCACACUAGCAAAAUAAAAAGCAAUAGUUAGUCCAAGGGAAAGAAAAGUCUUUGCACAUGUGUUUUUUUGUUUUUGUUAAUGGUGCAUUCUUCGAACUCUGUUGGUACUGUGUGCUCACUCGCCAUAUAAUUAGUGACUUCACCGUCUACAAAGUCAUUUCUCGAUAACAGGCUCGACAAAAAAAAAUCCAUUUCGUGACCAAUAACACCAACAGUUACUGAAAUGUGUUUAUCUGGAAGGUACACGAGUGUCAGCCUUGUAAGGGAAAACGCACUAUAUGGCCAAAAGUAUGUGCAUCACUCACUACAGCAUUCCAAACUGCCUCUGAAGGCAACAUCAGCAUGAGGACUGGUGUGUCAGGACCUUCCUGAGAUGGGUCUCCAUGGCUGAGCAGCUGCACACAAGAUGAUGAUCGCCAUACACAAUGCUGAGUGUCAACUGGAGUGGUGUAAAGUGCCGAUAGUGGACUCUAGAGCAGUGGAAACGUGUUCUCUGGAGAUGCUCUUUCCUUUUCCAGCAUGACUGUGCACAGAGCUCUAUGAAGAUGUGGUGUGUGAAGAUUGGGGUAGAACAACUUGAGUGUCUUGCACAGGAUGACCCCACUGAACACCUUUGGGAUAAACUGGAACGCCGACUGCACCCCAGACAUUAUUCAUGACCUAAUACACAACACUCCAAGAUCUAGUGAAAAGCCUUCCCAGAAGAGUAGAGGAGGUUAUUAUAUCAGUAAAUGGGGAAACUAACUCUGGUUUCAACAAAAUCCAUUGUUUUGGUAUGGGAUGUACAGUCGGGUCCAUAAGUAUAUGGACAGCGGUGUAAUUUUUGCCUGUACUCCACCACAAUGGAUUUGAACUGAAGCAAUCAAGAUGGGGUUUGAAGUGUAGACUUUCAGCUUUAAUUCAAAGGGUUUAACAACUAUUGCAUUAACCUUUCAGGAAUUACAGCUUUUUUUUUUUUUU